Molecule: messenger RNA, 5348 nt
Organism: Anneissia japonica
Lineage: Eukaryota; Metazoa; Echinodermata; Crinoidea; Comatulida; Comatulidae
Product: transcription factor COE3-like
Exons: 9
Coding region: 74-1153 (359 amino acids)
Biological process (GO): regulation of transcription by RNA polymerase II
Molecular function (GO): RNA polymerase II cis-regulatory region sequence-specific DNA binding; DNA-binding transcription factor activity, RNA polymerase II-specific
Source: RefSeq, a predicted model, not a curated record
UUGCAGAUUCUUUUUGAAAUUCUUUUUGAAGUGCAACCAGAAUUGUUUGAAGAAUGCAGGAAAUCCACGGGACAUGCGUCGAUUUCAGGUGGUCAUUGCAACAACGCCAAAUGUUGACGGUCAUGUUUUGUCGGUUUCUGAUAACAUGUUCGUACACAACAACUCAAAGCAUGGCAGAAGAGCUCGUCGAUUGGAUCCCUCGGAAGGAGCAACUCCUUGUAUCAAGGCUAUCAGCCCAAGCGAAGGCUGGACCAAUGGUGGCGCCACUGUUAUAAUUGUUGGUGAUAACUUCUUUGACGGGCUUCAGGUUGUGUUUGGGACAAUGAUUGUUUGGAGUGAGUUAAUCACAUCACAUGCUAUCCGUGUCCAAACACCACCUCGCCACAUACCAGGCGUUGUGGAAGUAACACUUUCGUACAAAUCUAAGCAGUUCUGCAAGGGUGCGCCAGGCAGGUUCGUGUACGUCUCGCUGACAGAUCCAACCAUUGAUUACGGGUUUCAGAGGCUUAGCAAGUUAGUACCGCGUCAUCCUGGUGAUCCAGAAAGACUUCCAAAGGAAAUUAUCCUCAAGAGGGCGGCAGACCUGGCUGAAGCGAUUUACAGUAGUAUGCCACGGAAUCAACUGCCGGGACUAGGCACUCCACGAUCUCCCGCCAUCAAUAAUACUCCUGUUUCCGGCAGUUUGAUGCCAGUCAACCAUCCUUUCAGUAGCCAGCUGUCAGUGUCCGAUCACCAUGAAAGUAGCGAGCAAUCAGGAUUUUCAAGAGUUCAACCUACAACCCUCUCACCUAGAGGCUAUCCAUCCGGUCUCUCAACUCACUCCAAUGGCAGCUCCGGCUCUUACUCCUCUUCAGCUAUGAAUGGUUAUGGACCAACUAAUGGGCUAUCCAAUAUGGGAGUGCCAUCAUCACCUGGGAUCUUCAACGGCGCACCAACAGUAAUUCCUUCCUCACCGACUGCGCCCCAAACCCCUAGCAGUUCGGGCGAAAAUCAGGGCACACACGCAACCACUCCGGGGAUUUUCUCGUUUUCGCCCGCCAACAUGAUCACGGCUGUUAAACAGAAGAGUGCUUUUGCACCAGUUGUUCGUUGUCCGUCCAGCCCGUCUAAUGUUGGUAUUAAUCAAGGGAAAUCCUGGUCUUGGUCCUGGUGAUGUCUUACGAUAGGAUUCAAAAGGAAUAGUGCUAUGAUGUCACCGCCCUCGUUCUGUGGCGUCGGAGGACCGUUUGCUCUACCCACCUGCAGUGCAUCAUAUAGCAGUCAUAUCGAUAGCCCACCAAAAUAGUUGGCUAAUUCGGAGAAAAUAAAAAUAAAAUUAAUUAUAAAAAAGGAAGAAACAUUGCAUUACAUCCAGAAACACACAAAAAAAAGAGGAGAAAUUGGUUGUUGGUUAGUGUUGACUGGAUGGCCAGUGGUGCUGUUCUACUCAUGUGCAACAAAGUGAGUGACGCGGCUGAAGUGAACAAAUUCUGAAAUACUGAUCAAAUAUUGUACAGAACUGAUAAAAAGUCUUCUUAAAAAGAAUGAGAACUACCUGAUUCUUUCUGAAAUAUAUAUGUUGAGAAUCAGAAAGUGGAUUGGCUACAGAUGAUGUUUGUAGUGCUAUAACUGAGGACUUCAUGGUAGAACUUACUUAAGAGUCUAUCCAAAGUCCUGAGAGGACCACAAGAUUCCGGGGAAGGGUGAGUGGGGAGGAUUUAGCAGUGAGAUUUCAAAACAAUUUUUUGUAUUCAUAUAUUGUAAUCUGGACAUAAAGAGAAUUAUUGAACAAGUUUAGAAUUAAGUUAUUAAAGAGUAGAGAACAAUUUUAUACAGGUUAGUGACAAUUUGAACAAUGAGCAUGUUAAACAAGAUUUCACCAAAUUUAAGCGGGAAGCAUGAACAAAAAGGGGCACAAUUUGCUGCAUUUAAAGUAAUAGUGAGAAUUAAAUCACAUUUUAAAAAAUGGUUUUCUGGUCAAUUCCAUAGUGUAUGAAGAAGUGUGUGAGUGAACAUUUGACAGUAUGCCAAAGUAUUAAUGAUUUUACACAAUGAAAGAUGUUGUAACCCAGCAAAGCUUAAAGCAACAUGAUUAACAUAUCCCAUUGUAUUUUAUACAAACAUUAAAAUAGUUUCUAAGAGUAGUGUGUAUUUGAAUAUAUUUGGUGUAUUAGUAUGGUAAUUUAAGAAUAUUUAGUUAUAGACCAAUAAUAGAAGUCUUAUUAUAAUUAUUAUUAUUAUUUUGUUAUUAUUUAACAUCAUGUAUUCAUAUUCCAAUAUCAUAUUAAGCUGAAGACCAUGUUUUAAUCAACACUUAAAAUUUAUGAAAUUGUAAAAAUGAACAUUUCCAAUAAUGCAGAAAUCCAGAUAUGGAAUUGACAAUUCCAAUUAAAAAUUAUAACUGAACUAUUAGUUGAUUUAACAGAUGUAUAUUUUUGAAAAAAUGAUUACAUUAAUGUUAAUGAAACAAAUACAUUACAGAAGAUUCAGACACAAAAUAUUAAUAGUCAAUGUACAUUAACUUUGUAAUUACUCGGUUGCUGAAGUAGUAGAUGAAUAUAUUUUUAACACAUUGACUUUCAACUACGAGUACAAUUGUGUAACAUGGUGUAACAACCUUGUUAAAGGAUGUAAUGAUCAUGACACAGGUGUAACAAUGAUGUUACAGGGUGUAAAAAAGUUGUUACAGGGUGUAACUUUGGAUGCCACUUCAAGUGUUCUUGUAGACAAAGUCCUUUGUGUAUUUGAAUGAAUAUGUUGGUGUCUCAGUCAAGAGAUGAAAAAAAAGGAUAGUUGUUCUGUUUUUCUUUAUAACAUUUGCACAAAACUCUACAAGGUAACUUUUAGCUGGCGUUGCGUAUAUUACAAACGUGCACCUUCGUCGUGGAAGCCAAUGUGAUAAACAUGAUGCAACUACUCCAUUCCUCUUCAAUAUUCUGGGUAUUUUCUUUCCUUAUUUAAUUCCUCUUGCGUUCUCGGUACGUGAAGAGAUAACACAUUUAUGAUGUUUCAAAUCUGCAUGUUGGAAGAUGAUGAAGACCUGACUGUAAAUAUUUGGCUUGAAAAAAUGAAUUGAAAAAAUAACAUAAAUUUCAUUGUCGUGUUUGCCUUUAUUUUUGUAAAAUGCUUUCCAAUAUCUAUGUAUUCAUGAGGACAAUAUAUAAAUUUAUUUUAUUUGAGUACUUUUUAGAUGGAUGUAAAAAAUAAACACUUAUUCUUUUUUUUUCAUGACUAUCUUUAACCUUCCAUUCGUGAAGUUUCCAUUUAAUGAAAGCAAUUUUGAAGACAAUCAGAGAAUUAGUGACCAAAUCAAAUUUUUAAUUAUUUAAUUUAAAUUCUAAACAUUAUCAUCAAGGUUUAGGAUAAUGCUGCUAAACUUUAGCAUGUUAAAAAAAAAAAAUGUUUGUGGCAAAAAAAUCGAAGUUGCCAGAUUUGAAGUCGUACCAAUUAGAUUUUUCAAAAGAUUGGUGACAAUUGAGUUAAUAUUGAAGUUGAUUAGUACACCUGAGAAUAAUAUUAUGAUAAAAAUUUCAUAUGCUAAUUAUAGUUUUGCUUAUUUGUUCAUUUACUUCAUCAUAAUCUCUUUCAUUUUGAAGUUUGCAUUACAGUAUUUAUAUUGAUGUUGUUUAAUUAUUCUCUUUUUCCAGAGUAUAUAUGUAAAUAUUGUUGGUGUUAUAAAUACCAAGAACCGAUCUGAGUGUGCAAAUUUUUAGAUUACUUUAGCUAACAAAAUGGAUCAGUUAUGGUUUUUGUUUUAUUACAACCUACUACACAGAUUAUUAUGUAUUUUUUCAAACUCAAAUUUAUAUACUGUAAUUCUGUUGUUUCAUUCAGUUUGUUGUGCACUACUUUCUAUGUUAAUCAACUUCAAGUUUGAAGUAUCCAUUGCUUCCAUUUAUGAAAGUUAAAUUUUAAAGUGGGACCAUUUUAUGAAAUUUCCAAAGUCAUUGGCAAUUGGUUUUAAUAGUUUUCUGGAAAAUGUUAUGUCCUCACUUUGUAUUAAUUACAUUGACUGGAGAUAUUUAAAUAUGAUGCAAUGAUGAACAUUUCCUGAUGUCUUCCACAUCAUCUGUAGAAGGCAUUGCAUAAACAAGACAUAAUGAGAACUACCCUGUUUUAAACUUGAGUUGUUAUGGAAUUGAACACAAUUAUUCUCCGACCAAACAAUUUGAUAGAUACAAAUUUGGAUAUGUUGUAAAUAUAACUUGAAGAUAUUGAUGAUUCUGUCAUCACUCUUUAUCUAUAUGUACCUUUUUUAAGGAUCGUCAGGGAGAAAACCAUUUUGAAAUAAUAUGGUUUAAAUGUACAGUAUGUUUCAAUUUAAAGAUACUGACCUUUUUUGUGUGAUGUAUCAAAUUGCACGUUACUUUUGCAGUAGUGCAUCCCAGCAUAAUACUAUUUUGUUGGUUUCUAUAAUUCAAAUAAGAAAAAUGCACAAAGUAAUGUUAGAAUGUUUCAUUAAGGGAAUAUAUUAAUAUCAACAACUUCAUUUUUAGAAUAGAUUAUAUGAGCUAUAAUUAUGCAUAUCCGAUUUCAUAUAGUUUUUUUUCUAAAGUCUUGUAUCAUAUUUGCCCUUAAUGUUCAUGUUUUAUUGUAUUUUAAGUAGUUUAACAUAUUGUAUGAUAAUGUUUAUGUUCAAUUAUAGGUACGGAACGAAAUGAAAGGUUGUAUGGGGAAAAUGACAGGGGUACAAAAGAAACAAGAGGGGUUAGGGAAGAACAAGGAGUGAGGGAAGGAAAAACAGGGUAUAAUUAUUAUCUGUUUCCAAAGGUUUUAUUUAAAAUAUACUUUGUGAAAUGUGAUUAGUGAUGAUUUUAAAUUAUUAAUGACCUUAUCUGCCUUGUUAUCAACAAGAAUUUCCAAUAAUUCUGUGUACAUUAUGUGGAGAAAUUAUAUAUAAACACAUAUGUACCAUAUUGGAAUAUAAAAAUUGAAUUUAGGUAAAGAAAUGUUUAAAUUUUUAUUAAAACGUACAGGGUAAUAAAAUUGGAUUGGCAUUAUUAUGUUCUAAAUGGAAAGAAAUUAGAGCAAUUGCUAUUUCUAAACAGAAAAUAUGACCAACUUUGAAGGUAAACUUUACCAACAUAUGUACUUAUAUCCAGAAGAACUUGUACUUAUAAAAUGACUAUUUACUUAAUGUUUUAAGUUUAUAUUGAAGUGUGGCAAGUGCUCUGUAUAAAUCUUCAAAUAUUUCUGUUGUUGAGACGUUAUAAAAUAUAUGUGUUUAGUCUGUUAUGUUUCUUUUGUUAGCCGUGUAAAUAGUUGCGCUGUGCUGCAGUUAUGUUUGUCAUUCUGUUUAUUUUUUUUCUCAUGUAUGCUUGUCUUCGUUGUUUACAUCUGAAUAAAAUAUUAUGAAAUGUUAUACAUCA